CCCGGCCGCAGCCCCGGGGCGCGGAUGCUUGCCUGCCGCCCGCCCUCUCUCCAAGAGCGGCUCUUCCUCCGGGCUGCGCGACUCCAGACGAUCCCCUAUCUGUGCUGAGCGACCAGCCUGGCUGGGGAGCGCAGAGGAAGAUGAGAGACUGCUUGGGCACCAGCACUAGUACCAGGAGUCCCUGCACUGGGUAGAGCCUCCGCCACAACCUGGGCAGUCAGUAAGGGCUCUGGGUUUGCAGAGAGUCGAAAUGACCAUGACUGCCAACAAGAAUGCCAGCAUCACUCAUGGAGCUGGAGGCACUAAGGCCCCUCAGGGGACUCUGAGCAGGUCUCAGUCAGUCUCUCCACCUCCAGUUCUCUCCCCACCGAGGAGUCCCAUCUACCCGCUCAGUGACAGUGAAGCCUCAGCCUGCAGGUACCCCAGCCGCUCCAGCUCCCGGCUGCUCCUCAAGGACUGGUGCCCCCGGGACCCUUCGCCCCCAAAGCCUCAAGAUCCCUCCCCAGACACUUCACCACCCAUCUGUCCCCUCAAGGCCACAAGCUUCAGUUAUCUGGACAGGAGCCCUUUAGUGUGCAAGAGAGAGGACCAGAAGGAGAAUGUCCAAGGGACAGCCCAGGAUGUAGAGGGAGUAGCUGCUUGCCUCCCCCUUGCCCAGAGCACUCCGACCUUGGUGUCGGCAGCUGGCCCACGGAGCCUCUUGCUGAACCGCACUGGCACCCGUGCCCGUAGCUUGGGCAUUCGGGAGAAGAUUUCAGCAUGGGAAGGUCGCCGAGAAGCUUCACCCAGGAUGAGCAUGUGUGGAGAGAAGCGGGAGGGCUCUGGGGGCGAGUGGGUGGCCAGUGAGGGCUGCCCCAGUGUGGUGCCAUCCCCUUGCAGCUCAGAAAAGACCUUUGAUUUCAAGGGCUUCCGGAGGAUGAGCAGGACCUUUUCUGAGUGUUCCUAUCCUGAGACCGAGGAGGAGGGAGAGGCACUCCCUGUCCGGGACUCUUUGUACCGGCUGGAGAAGCGACCAGGCCGGAGUGAGCCCAGUGCCUUCCUCAGAGGGCAUGGCAGCAGAAAGGAGAGCUCAGCAGUGCUGAGCCGGAUCCAGAAAAUUGAGCAGGCCCUGAAGGAGCAGCCUGGCCGGGGACUCCCCCAGCUCCCCAGCAGCUGCUACAGCAUAGACCGAGGGAGAAGGAAGACUGGAACCUUGGGCACCUUGGAGGAGCCAGCAGGGAGCGCGAGUGUGGGUGCUGGCAGCCAGACAACAGGAGUGGCUGGAGUUGGGAGGGAGGCGGGCCCACCCCCAGAGAGGGAAGGCAGUGAUUCCAGUAAGCCAGGGACUCCUGGAAAUAGUCCUGGCUCCCAGCUGCUGCCAUCAAAGAGCUCUGAUCCCGCUGUGAACCCUGUCCCCAAACCUAAGCGCACCUUUGAAUAUGAGGCUGACAAGAACCCCAAGAGUAAGCCAAGCAAUGGUCUACCUCCUUCACCCAUACCUGCUGCUCCACCCCCUCUGCCUUCCACCCCAGCCCCACCAGUCACCCGGAGACCCAAGAAGGACAUGCGUGGUCAUCGCAAGUCCCAGAGCAGAAAAUCCUUCGAGUUUGAGGAUGCAUCCAGUCUCCAGUCCCUGUACCCCUCUUCUCCCACUGAGAAUGGUACCGAGAGCCAACCCAAGUUUGGAUCCAAAAGCACUUUAGAAGAGAAUGCCUAUGAGGAUAUUGUGGGAGAUCUGCCCAAGGAGAAUCCAUAUGAGGAUGUGGACUUAAAGAGCCGAAGACCAGGACGAAAAUCCCAGCAACUGUCUGAAAACUCCUUGGACUCUUUGCACAGGAUGUGGAGUCCUCAGGACAGGAAGUACAACAACCCACCCACUCAGCUGUCCCUGAAACCCAGCAGCCAGUCCCUGCGCAGUGGGAACUGGUCUGAAAGGAAGAGCCACCGGUUGCCACGAUUACCUAAGAGGCACAGCCAUGAUGACAUGCUGCUGCUGGCUCAGCUGAGCCUGCCAUCUUCACCCUCCAGCCUCAAUGAGGACAGCCUCAGCACCACCAGUGAGCUGCUCUCCAGCCGCCGGGCACGCCGCAAUCCCCAGCUUGUCCAAAGAAUUAACUCCAUCUACAAUGCCAAGGGAAAGAAGAGGUUAAAAAAGCUGUCUAUGUCCAGCAUUGAGACAGCCUCACUGCGAGAUGAGAAUAGUGAGAGCGAGAGCGACUCUGACGACAGGUUCAAAGCUCACACGCAGCGCCUAGUCCAUAUCCAGUCGAUGUUGAAGCGUGCUCCCAGCUAUCGGACACUGGAGCUGGAGCUACUCGAGUGGCAGGAGCGGGAGCUUUUUGAGUACUUUGUGGUGGUGUCCCUCAAGAAGAAGCCAUCCCGAAACACCUACCUCCCUGAAGUCUCCUACCAGUUUCCCAAGCUGGACCGGCCCACCAAGCAGAUGCGGGAGGCAGAGGAAAGGCUCAAGGCCAUUCCCCAGUUUUGCUUCCCUGAUGCCAAGGAUUGGCUCCCCGUUUCAGAGUAUAGCAGUGAGACCUUUUCUUUCAUGCUGACUGGGGAAGAUGGCAGCAGGCGCUUUGGUUACUGCAGGCGCUUACUGCCAAGUGGGAAGGGGCCUCGGUUGCCAGAGGUAUACUGUGUCAUCAGCCGCCUUGGCUGCUUCGGCCUGUUUUCCAAGAUCCUAGAUGAAGUGGAGCGCCGGCGUGGGAUCUCCGCUGCCUUGGUCUACCCCUUCAUGAGAAGUCUCAUGGAGUCACCCUUCCCUGCCCCGGGGAAGACCAUCAAAGUGAAGACAUUCCUGCCAGGGGCUGGCAAUGAGGUGUUAGAGCUGCGGCGGCCCAUGGACUCCCGGCUGGAGCAUGUGGACUUUGAAUGCCUUUUUACCUGCCUCAGCGUGCGCCAGCUCAUCCGAAUCUUUGCCUCACUGCUGCUGGAGCGCCGGGUCAUUUUUGUGGCAGAUAAGCUCAGUACUCUGUCCAGCUGCUCCCAUGCUGUGGUGGCCUUGCUCUACCCCUUCUCCUGGCAACACACCUUCAUUCCUGUCCUCCCGGCCUCCAUGAUUGACAUCGUUUGCUGUCCCACCCCUUUCCUGGUUGGCCUGCUUUCCAGCUCCCUCACCAAACUGAAGGAGCUGCCUGUGGAAGAGGCACUGAUGGUGAAUCUUGGAUCUGACCGAUUCAUCCGACAGAUGGAUGAUGAAGACACAUUGUUACCUAGGAAGUUGCAGGCGGCUCUGGAGCAGGCUCUGGAGAGGAAGAAUGAACUGAUCUCCCAGGACUCUGAUAGUGACUCUGAUGAUGAAUGUAAUACCCUCAAUGGGCUGGUGUCAGAGGUGUUUAUCCGAUUCUUUGUGGAGACUAUUGGGCACUACUCCCUCUUUCUGACACAGAGUGAGAAGGGGGAAAGGGCCUUUCAGCGAGAGGCCUUCCGCAAGUCCGUGGCUUCCAAGAGCAUCCGCCGUUUUCUUGAGGUUUUUAUGGAGUCUCAGAUGUUUGCUGGAUUCAUUCAAGACAGGGAGCUAAGAAAGUGUCGGGCAAAAGGCCUGUUUGAACAGCGGGUAGAGCAGUAUUUAGAGGAACUUCCAGACACUGAGCAGAGUGGAAUGAAUAAGUUUCUCCGAGGUUUGGGCAACAAAAUGAAGUUCCUCCACAAGAAGAAUUAAAGCCUUACCUAGUAGCAGAGUCCAGUGCCUUGCAGAGCCUGGAGCCUCGGAACAGGGCCCAGUCUGGGACCCUCUGGUCUGCUGUGGCUGCUUUGCUCCCACAGACCCCACCCUCCAAGCCAGUCCACCUCUGCCUUCAAGAUAUCCCAGGAUACUGUUUGUAAAUAAUCUGCUGUAAGCUUUCUUAACUGUUUUUGUAACGAGCAAAGAGAAUCUGGUAAAUAUUUGUAUAUUCCCAAGGGGCCGGGUGCUUUCCUGCCCUGCCCGAGCAAGGAUGAAGUCUCGCUGGGUGCUGGUGACUGGCUAAUUAUGUGCAGCUGACUGUCUCAGCCAAACCACUGAUCGUCCCCUGGAGGCUCCUGGCCUGCCUGCCUGAGGCCCCUGCUGCCAGUCUUGGGCCCUGGAGAGCAGAUGCUGUCUUGUUAUAUACAGGAGGACUAUUUUUUUUUUUUUUUUUUAAUCUUAGAGUUUCUAUUUUUUUUUUU
Messenger RNA from Choloepus didactylus (southern two-toed sloth), 4128 nucleotides. RefSeq names its product DENN domain containing 2B (gene DENND2B). Gene Ontology annotation, biological process: positive regulation of ERK1 and ERK2 cascade. The record is from RefSeq and is a predicted model, not a curated record. Lineage: Eukaryota; Metazoa; Chordata; Mammalia; Pilosa; Megalonychidae.